AUGUCCAAAGAACAAUUAUUCCAGCUGCUGCCGCUGCCUGACGACGGGUUGCAGCAGGUGUUAGACCAUGGGGCAACACUAUCCAAAGUCGGAGCGAUCGAGUACUUUAGCACCCUGCUCGGCGACUCAUCGCAGGUCAUCGAUUUCAUUUCCACCUUCAACGCCCGCCGUGUAGAACCGAAGCCGACACCACGCAGCGCACCUGUCACCGCGCCCAGCUCAGGGCAGACUUCCGAAGCCGAUGCCGUCCCAAAGCAACGCCGCGGUCCUAAAAAGAAAAAGGCCGCGAUACAUACCCCGCCUCCUCGACAAGUCGCAUCGUUUGAGCUAGCGCCGGGGACAGUGUAUAACAAGAAGGGCCAACAAGAAGAUUAUAUGUCUGGGAGGUUAGGUACAUCAACGCCGCCGAACAACAAUGCGCACCGCACCAAUCUGGGGUCGUCACUCAAGUCCGCCACGCCAGCUCCCCAGUCAUCUAAACCUCCCCCGUCCGGGGCAGGCACUCUCGUCUCCGACCUUGGCCUCCCCAAACCCAAGCCAAAAUCCACCCCCGCCUCGCGCACCUCCACGCCCGGCCCAUCCUCCUCCCGUAACACCAACAACCCGCCGACCACCACAAAGAUCUCCAUCACGGGCGGCACCCCCAUGCACGGCAGCUCCACCGCGCUCAAUGACCUCGACCAAGCGAUCCGCUCUCUAGAGUUAACCACCAACCCAUCCCACGCCUCCAACGACGUCGCGGCACGGCGGUGCAACUGCGUAGCCACGCGCCACCCGCUGCUCGAGGCGGCGCCCAACUGCGUGAGCUGCGGCAAGGUGAUCUGCAUCAAGGAAGGGCUCGGCCCCUGCACCUUCUGCGGCGCGCCGCUGCUCAGCGCGGGGGAGGUGCAGACGCUGAUCCGCGAGCUGCGUGCCGAGCGCGGCCGCGAGCGCCAGGCUAUGGACCGCGAGGCGCACCGCAAGGCUGAGGCCGCGGGCCCGAAGAAGCCGUUUUCUCGGCCCGGCGUGGACAAGGCGGAUCUGACGGUGGCCGAGGCCAUGGCGCUGCAGCAUCGGGAUCGGCUGCUGGGGUUCCAAGAGCAGAAUGCGAAGCGCACGACGGUUAGGGAUGAGGCGGCGGAUUUUGAUGUCACGGAUGUGGGGGGCAUGUGGGCGAGUGCUGAGGAGCGGGCGCUGGCGCUGAAGCGGCAGCAGAAGUUGCUGAGGGAGAUGGAGUGGAACGCGAAGCCCGAGUAUGAGAAGCGCCAGCAGGUGGUCAGCAUUGACCUGUCUGGGCGGAAGGUUUUCAAGAAGAUGGCCAAGAUAGAGCGGCCGCCGAGUCCUGGAGAGGAGGAGGAUGGGGUUGGAGGGGGCGGUGUGUCAGUCACGCCGCGGGCGGAUGGGAGCAGUGGUGGCCAGGGCGGUGGUGCUUUCAGUAAGAAUCCGCUCUUGGGCGGCUUGGUCAGGCCGGUCUACGACAUCAAGGGGAAGGGGGAAGAGUUGGAGGGGAGGAAGGACAGGAGUGCGCGCUGGCGGAGGGUGCAGGAUGACCGGGACGAUAAUGAGGCUGUCAUACUGGACGGCGGCGUCUACGGGAAGAGUACUGAGUUACAAACAGGGGCUGGGGAUGAGCCAGCAUGUGGGUGA
This is a messenger RNA of Chaetomium globosum CBS 148.51, 1626 nucleotides long. RefSeq lists its product as uncharacterized. Gene Ontology annotation, cellular component: nucleus. Lineage: Eukaryota; Fungi; Ascomycota; Sordariomycetes; Sordariales; Chaetomiaceae. The record is from RefSeq and is a predicted model, not a curated record. Gene Ontology annotation, biological process: regulation of DNA-templated transcription. Gene Ontology annotation, molecular function: zinc ion binding. The transcript has a single exon. The coding region runs from base 1 to 1626 and encodes 541 amino acids.